Molecule: messenger RNA, 1587 nt
Organism: Trichomonas vaginalis G3
Lineage: Eukaryota; Parabasalia; Trichomonadida; Trichomonadidae
Product: Ankyrin repeat family
Exons: 1
Coding region: 1-1587 (528 amino acids)
Molecular function (GO): protein binding
Source: RefSeq, a predicted model, not a curated record
AUGUAUAAAUACCUCGAAAGAUUCAUCACAUUCACGGAAAUAGAUGGAUUUGAUGAAAAUCAAAAGUUUUCAAGCAGUUUAUAUCCAGAAUAUUACACGAAAUAUUCAUUACUUGAAUUAUGUUGUUAUCACGGAGCAGUUGAUUGUUUCAAGUUAUUAAGAACGAAGUUUAACUCAAAAAUUACUAAAACAUGUCUCAAAUUUUCAUUUUUAGGCGGAAAUGCAGAUAUCAUGAGUGAAUGUUUGAAAAAUCAAACACCAGAUAAAGAAUGCAUGAUAAAUGCAAUUAUUUCACACAACAUUGAUUUCGUUUCAUUCUUGAUGAAUGAAUACAAUAUGGAGAUUGAUUUACUUAAAUGCAUAAAAUAUAAUAAUCUUGAAUCAUUCUUGGUUUAUUUCGAUCAAACAAAUGAAACUAACAAAUGCUUUAUUUAUUCUUCGAUGUUUAACAUAUCUUCCCUUUGCGAUUAUUUCCUUUCGCAGGGUGCAAAUGUUAAUGAAAAAACUGAAAAAGGAAAAACAGCUCUUCAUUUUGCAGCAGAUAAAAAUAGUAAAGAGUCAGCGGAGUUUCUUAUUUCACACGGUGUAAAUAUCAAUGAAAAAGAUGAGGAAGGAAAAACUGCUCUGCACAUUACAGCAAGUCAUAAUAGUAAAGAAACAGCUGAGCUUCUUAUUUCGCACGGUGCAAAUAUCAAUGAGAAGGAUAAAUUUGGACAAACUACUCUUCAUUUGGCAGCAUGGUAUAAUAGUAAAGAAACAGCUGAACUUCUUAUUUCGCACGGUGCAAAUCUGAAUGAAAAAGAUAAAGGAGGACAAACCGUUCUUCAUUAUGCUGCAGACCAAAAUAACAAAGAUAUAGCUGAACUUCUUAUUUCGCAUGGUGCAAAUAUCAAUGAAAGAGACAAAAAAGGAAAAGCUGCCCUUAAUAUUGCAGCAUAUAAAAAUAGCAAAGAAACAGCAGAACUUCUUAUUUUGCACGGCGCAAAUAUCAACGAAAAAGAUGAUGAAGGAAAAACUGCUCUUCAUCUUGCAGUAGAUCAAAAUAACAAAGAAACAACUGAAAUUCUUAUUUCACAUGGUGCAAAUAUCAAUGAAAAAGAUGAAGGAGGACAAACUACUCUUCAUUUGGCAGCAUUGUAUGAUAGUAAAGAAACAGCCGAACUUCUUAUUUUGCAUGGUGCAAAUCUCAAUGAAAAAGAUAAUGAUGGACAAACUGCUCUUGAUUGUUCAGCACGUCAUAAUAGUAACGAAAUAGCUGAACUUCUUAUUUCACAUGGUGCAAAUAUCAAUAAAAAAGAUAUAAACGGACAAACAGUUCUUCAUCAUGCAGCAUGGUAUAAUAGUAAAGAAACAGCUGAACUUCUUAUUUCAAAUGGUGCAAAUAUCAAUGAAAAAGAUAAUGUUGGACAAACUGCUCUUCAUUAUGCAGCAUAUAGUAAAGGCAAAGAAACAGCUGAACUUCUUAUUUCUCAUGGUAUAAAUAUCAAUGAAAAAGAUAAAAAAGGAAAAACUGCUCUUCAAAUCGCAACAGAUAAAAAUAACAAAGAAAUGGCUGAACUUCUUAUUUCACAUGGUGCAGAAAAAUAA